Messenger RNA from Talaromyces atroroseus, 1317 nucleotides. RefSeq lists its product as hypothetical. The coding region runs from base 1 to 1317 and encodes 438 amino acids. The transcript is spliced from 2 exons. NCBI's taxonomy places the organism in Eukaryota, Fungi, Ascomycota, Eurotiomycetes, Eurotiales, Trichocomaceae. The record is from RefSeq and is a predicted model, not a curated record.
AUGAUUGGUUCACUUGAUACAUGGCCUGCCUGGCCUGAAUUUUCAUUGAACAACAACGCCGAAAGGUCGGAUGACCUGAUACAAUUCAAAAAGGCCAUAAUCAAAGAAUAUGGCCAGGAAAAUUUGACCAGAAGCUGGGUGAAGGUCUGCUCAAACCUAGAACAAAUCACAGCCAAAAUUCGGGAUGCCGGAAGCACAAUAAUCCCGGAGAUUGCGUUCGAUCAAUUACAAUACCUGAGCGAGGAGCAAAAGGAGGAAUCUAAAAAGAUAGGAUGUUUUAUCAUUCGGGGUGUUGUUCAGAGGGAUUUGGCAGAGAAAUGGCUUAAGGAUCUGAAGGAUUAUGUUUCUGAGAAUCGGAAAAUGGUGACUGGAUGGCCGGAACAAACUCCUUCAAUCUUGCGCAUGUAUUACAGCCCCAGCCAAAUGGCUGCAAGAUCACAUCCCAACUCGCUGAAAGUCGCUCGCGAGCUCAUCAGCUGGUGGCACGACAAGGAAUCCCCGCAGUCACCAGACCCUCUUACGUACGCAGAUGCAGUCCGGAUCCGACCUCCAGGACAGCCCUUUUUUGGUCUCGGGCCCCAUAUUGACGCCGGUUCACUGAGUCGAUGGGCCGAUCCAACAUAUCGAUCAUGCUAUGCACCUGUAUGGCAGGGAAAUCCCGAAGAUCUAGAUCUUUAUGAGCUUUCGAUUCGUAAAAGGGCAAAUCCAAGGUUGUUCCCGGGAAGUGCUCACUGUAGUGUCUUUCGUGCUUUUCAGGGAUGGACUUCACUCACUACCACGGGCCCGGGGGAAGGGUCUUUGUUGUUGUAUCCUCACGUCAAAUGGGUUAUGGCAUAUGUUCUUCUGCGUCCAUUUUUUAAAGCUCCCAAUACAGAAGAAGAUGUAUUGGAUGCUAGUAAAUGGACAUUUGAUCCCGAUACACCGUGGUUCCCGGGUACCUUCCGCCCCGAGUCUCAGCGACUCUCGAUAUCUUCACAUCCUCAUUUGCAUCUACGGGAUUGUUUAGUCCAUAUCCCACCCAUGGAGCCGGGGGACACAGUUUGGUGGCAUGCGGAUAUGUGCCAUGCCGUAGAUACCGAGCACAAGGGUACAGGGGACUCAGCCGUGCUAUACAUUGCCGCGACACCUUCCACGGAAGAUAACAUUCGGUAUAUUGAUUCACAGCUCGAGGCGUUCCGGGAUGGAUACUUUCCACCUGAUUUUCGGGCUGACGGGAGAGUGCACAGUUUGGAGCAAAAGUACAAGGGAUGGCUAGGGGAGGCUGGUAUAAUUUCACCCGAGGGGAGGAGUGCAAUGAGACUUGAUGUUGAAGCUUGA